AGAAACGCUGUCAUUCGGAUUGUUGUUCAUGCUUCCAGUCUUAUUACACACAUUGUCUACGUUUGCUCCAAGGUCGUGGCCAGUAAACAAACCUCCACCUCUGUCCCCAGGUCCUGCUCCAGAGGGCAUCACAAACAAAAUCUUUGACAUCAGCAAAGGCCUGCAGGAGUAUCACAUCUGUCCAGACCUGAAGGUGGAUCUGUCCAAAAUUGGGAAGCAGACCUUUGAGGUGGACACUUUCAAGCCUUUCACAGUGGAGAUUGUUGACUCCGUGGAGGCCUACGCUGAGAUGCUGAGAGGCAUCUUUGACUUUGCUGCACUGAAGGAACUUCUGUCAGGAGCCAAUCACAUUAAUGUCCGUUUGGACGCUAUGCAUGGAGUGGUGGGUCCUUACGUUAAGAAAAUAAUCUGUGAGGAACUGGGAUCUCCUGCCAACUCCGCCGUGAACUGUGUCCCCAAAGAGGAUUUUGGAGGUCACCACCCUGACCCCAAUCUGACCUACGCUGCUGACCUGGUCAACACCAUGAAAGGAGGAGAAUAUGACUUUGGAGCAGCUUUCGAUGGUGAUGGUGUAAGUCAAACAAAGGGGA
Molecule: messenger RNA, 590 nt
Organism: Cynoglossus semilaevis (tongue sole)
Lineage: Eukaryota; Metazoa; Chordata; Actinopteri; Pleuronectiformes; Cynoglossidae
Product: phosphoglucomutase-1-like
Exons: 3
Biological process (GO): carbohydrate metabolic process
Cellular component (GO): cytosol
Molecular function (GO): phosphoglucomutase activity
Source: RefSeq, a predicted model, not a curated record